Molecule: messenger RNA, 1663 nt
Organism: Prorocentrum cordatum
Lineage: Eukaryota; Dinophyceae; Prorocentrales; Prorocentraceae
Source: the annotation of a GenBank genome assembly
AGGGACGGCUCAGGGCGGCCUUUUUGCGAGGACAGGCCUCGCGGCACGUGAGCUUCAGCGCCCGUGCCUUCUGACCGCAUUUUGCGGCGGUUCCUCCCAGUUCGCCGUGCACUUCACCUCGCCCAGACUGCUGCCAUGGGGAAGCGGCGCUCUGAGCGGCGUGGCUCUGCACGGUCUUCGUCGCCCUCAUCUGCUCCAAGAAGGAGCGCCAGCAGGACACCCGACGCCCGCCGCUCCGACGGCGAAAACCAGUCACGGAUCACCUCCCAGCUCGACUCGAUCGCCUACAGCAUCGCCAGCAUGAACCAGGUUGUGUCGCAGAACGCAACGGAACUGGCCGAGCUUCGGGGUGCCGUGCAGGGAAGUUUCAAACGGUGCGGGGAGCUCGCAGAUCAGAUGAAGCUGCUCGCUCGCGACGUGCAGUCCAAGCACCAGAUGCUCGACACCGAGUUGAAGAACGUCAUCUCGGCACAGGACGCGAAGAUGAAUGCCCUCCGCACUGAGCUCCUCGCAGUGAGUACAGGUGAUGCCGCCAUGACCUGCCCCUCGCUUAGUGAGAAGUGCGACGGCAUAGAGAUCCGAGCUGCACUCACUGCCCUCCUUGCACCGAAGGGCGUGGAGGUAGGCAGCACAGGGCUCGGCGGCUCAGUGUUCUUCCUGCGGCGGGCCCACGAGCCCGUGCAGGCGGUCAAAGUGAUAGUUUCAGGAGAGUCGAAUAUCGAGAUCCGCUGCGCCAGAGAUGUUUUCCUUGAAUUUGGAAUCGUCGAACACAUCGAACGCAUCGAGGCUGCGGGGGCGGUGGCGCUCCGCAGGGGAAAGAAGGGUUCCGCCGUCGCCUCGACCUCGCGAUUAGAUCGGAUCUACACCUCCCUUCCUGCCGCCCUUAUCCGUGACCUCACCAUCUCCACCACUGUCGUCGGGAAGCUCAAAGCGGUGAUGAGCAGCGACCACCUGCCCGUUCGCUCUACUAUCACAAGGUACUCUCCCGACCCCAGGAGUCCCUGCAUCCCUGCAUGGCUUGCCGAGACCCCUGAGUUCGGACAGGCCCUUGAGGAGGUGAUUGCUACCAUCCCCGCCGCCUGGGACGAGUGGAACCGUCUGGCGCUGGCGGCGGUAGCCAACCCACGGCUGAACUUUCGGAAGUGCCAGGUGGUCGUCUGCGGGGCUAUGGACACCUCAGCCAUCCGCCCCCCCCUCCGCUCCUUCGGCGCGCCCUACAACCUCAUGCAGGUCUCCCUCUCCGCCACCUACCUUGGCUUCCCGAUCGGCCCCGAGGGCGCCGCGCAGGUAUGGUCUCCCAUCCUCCCCAGCUUUGUUGCGAGGAUACACCAGACACGUGCGUUGGGAUUGGGAAUUGCUCAGUCCGCGGCCGCCUUUCGCGUCAUGUGCGCUAGCAAGCUCCUAUUCAGGCUCCAGCUCGACCCGCCCUCCCAGGAACUGGCGUCCGCCUGCCGCAGCGGAGUGCUCCUCCUCACCUCAGGGCCCAGGAACGCCAUUUCCUACAACGUCGCCACGAAACUUACGCACGUCGGAUUCGCCACUGAAUUCCUGGAGCUCGACGCGGUUGCGAAAGCCACUGCCCGUCGGUAUCUCAUGAGUGGGAGCUCCCCUCGGAAGGUCCGCCCCCCCCUUGCCGCGGCGGAGUGCGGACUGCUCGACCAAG